AUGGACUCGUCCAAUUUCGACGGUUAUACUUCUUACUCUGAUUCUUCCACUCCUCGCACUCCUUCCCCAGACGACAUGCACUUUCUGCCCAACUCUUAUAAGCACGUCCUCGACACUGACGCCGUCCGCAAUGGUUUUCCCGACGACGACGGCAACGGUGUGGCCCCUGAACUUCGUGCCCAUUCUUUGGAUACAUCCUACUGGCCUCCCCUCUCUUCCGCCCCAAAUCCUUAUGCUUUCAGCAACGACCGUGGCUCUCUCCUCUCAGAGCUUUAUGACCAUGACAUUGACCACCACCAACAGCAGCAACAGCAGCAGCAACAACAACACCCUCCAGAUUUUCAGCCAGCCGAAAACUGGCCUCAGUUGCAGCACCAGUCUUCACGCCCUACUGAUUACCACAUGAUGCGCAGAGCCACUUUCCCUUAUGUGCGGCAUGACCGUGACGAGGGUGGUCAGGCUUAUCCCCCCUUUAUGCAGCACCGUCAGGAUCAUCAUAACCAUUCCGCCCUUCUCCAUCCAUAUCCCCCUCGUCAAGAUUCGCUCUACGAACUCUCUCUCCCCUCAGAAUCCACUCAGCUGCAUGGGGAGCCCUUUAUCACCUCCUCUCCGCACUCAUCCUACCACGAGUUUGACGAGACUCGCAUAAAAUUAGAAGACAACACUCCCCACAUGGUCCCAUCGCAAAUGAAUUUUUACAGACCCCCUUCCUCUUCUUCCCAGUGCCACCCAAUGGCCAUGUCCUACCUUUCGCCGCAUACGGGACUCCCCGUUCAACACACCGACGAUGCUGCUUCAAAGGAGACCCAGUACCUUCGCCGUCGAUGUUUCAAUUGCCACACUACCGAACCACCCUCGUGGCGUCGAUCUACUCUCAAUCCUGGGAAAAUCGUCUGCAACAAGUGCGGUCUUUACGAACGAACGCACUUGCGACCGCGCCCUCUGCGCUUUGACGAACUGCGAGCUGGAAACAAGGCGCGGAAGCAGAGCAAAGGCACCGUUAGCCCCAAACAACGGACCGCCAUGGUGAAGAAGGAACCACGCGAGUACGGCCUCGUACGUCGCAGUUCAGUAUCCUCCACGUCCUCUGUCCACUCGGGCAGCGGCGCUAGCGAUUGGGACGAUAAUGUUUCCGUCUAUUCGUCAGGCUCUGCUCCACCAACAUCCUACAACUCCCCAAACCUGGGGACAUUCCCGCUCUCGCGUGACUCUCAGUCUCCUCCGCGGGAUGGUGGCAUCAGACUUCCCAAUGCGCCGCUGUCGGAUGUCGCAUCUCUACAUCAACAAACUCAACACACGCCCUCUUUGCCGACCGCAACUCCUCGCAAGUCACAUACAUCCCCCCCAUACUUUUCCCCGAACCUGGCUGCUGCGACCCCGCAGCAGGACUACUUUUCUCGAGAGUCGGUUGGGCAAGCAGCAGUGUCAGGGGUGGAGGCUGCUGCAGCGUGGGCGGAGGCGAUCGGGAACGUGUCGGGACUCGUGGCAAGCCCCGUUCCGACCCCCGUCGCUUCGUAAAGGAGGAGGCCCUUCCAGUGUCGCGUCCAAUCUCUACUUAUUAGCCUCUCCGGAAGCACCUUAUUUAUUUAUUGAAUCCUCAAAAUCUCUCUCUCUCUCUCGACGAUGCAGCUAUCUUAUUUAUUCGCCCACAAAAGUCAAUGCUGUACCAUCCCCACCAACAACCAACAAGAUUGUAUCUACCUAUCAUGUCUCUGCGUCUCUCUCUAUCUUGGCUUGCGCGCACUUGUCCGUUUCUACCCCAUGUUUGGAUCUCCACACACACCGUUAAACGGACUACUACCCUCCUUUGCCCCCCUUCCCUUCCUUUUUUACACCGGAUAUCCUCUUCUUGCCGCAUUUUUUUUUGUUCCCUCCCCUUGCUUCCUUACCUAUUUAUUAUCCGGGAGGCGAGGGCGAGAGCAUGUUGUACUAAUAUCAGCUUCAAUAUUUACCAUUACAUAGUAGACUUGUGGUAUCUAUCUAACAUUUCGACUUUCUCCAACCCGCUCCUUUUUUUGUGCGCUUUUACUCACUAGUAGUAGUCCCUGCAUCGAAUCCCCAUCCAUACGAUAAUUCUGAAUACCACCCACACCCAAUAUAUUUAUUACCCCCGUGG
Laccaria bicolor S238N-H82 is the source of this 2116-nucleotide messenger RNA. RefSeq lists its product as uncharacterized. The transcript is spliced from 2 exons. Gene Ontology annotation, biological process: regulation of DNA-templated transcription. The coding region runs from base 1 to 1518 and encodes 505 amino acids. Gene Ontology annotation, molecular function: sequence-specific DNA binding; zinc ion binding. NCBI's taxonomy places the organism in Eukaryota, Fungi, Basidiomycota, Agaricomycetes, Agaricales, Hydnangiaceae. The record is from RefSeq and is a predicted model, not a curated record.